AGCCCUGGGGCUGAGCUCAGAGGGCAUCAGGAGGCCCAGGGAGAGACAGAGAGACUUGGGGAGCCGAGAGAGGCCUAAGAAGGGACCCAGGAACAGGGGCAGGCGCAGGCUGACAGACGGGGUGGCUCCAGGCUGGGCCCACGGUCCCGGCUGACCUCAUGGGGUCCCUUUGGCCCGGCCUCCGCUGUGCCCUCUUCCUCCUCCUGCUAUCAACCCCCAAGGCCCCAGCCCAGGCCCAGGGCUUCCCAGAUGCUGUGCUGAGCCCCCCAGGAGGCCCAGAGGCCCGAGGCCUGCCUGACUCUGUGGCUGCUCCAGGACACAGUCCAGGGGGCAACAGGGAAGAAGAAGACACCUCAGCUGAGUCUGGCCUCUGGGGCUUCAGCCAUCAGGAAGAGGAGGAGGAGGAGGAAGACAUCGGCCCUGAGGACAGGUCUGUGGAACAUGGGCACUGGGGGGGAGAAGAAGAGGAGGAAGAUGGUUCCCAGGAGCAGGAGCAGAGGGCCAGAGGCCAGGAUGAAGAAGAGGAGGAGGAAGAUGACAAUCAGAGUGCCUCCGAGGAGCACUGGGGCAGCCACAAGCCCCGAGCCCAGGAGGAGGAGGAGGAUGACAAUCAGAGUGCCUCCGAGGAGCACUGGGGCAGCCACAAGCCCCGAGCCCAGGAGGAGGAGGAGGAGGCCAUCUCUCCAGAGCACAGCCCUGAGGAAUAUGGCCACCCAGGGCAGGAGGAGGAUGAAGGCCCAGCAGCAGAGCUGGGGGUCUGGGGGAGCCCCAGGGGCGAUUCCAUAGACCAGGACCUUGGCCCACUGCUUCCAGGUCAGGAGGAAGAGGAGGAAGAGGAGGAGGAAGAGGAGGAGGAAGGGGAAGACUCAGAAGCCCAGCACAGCCACUGGGGAGGCCUUGGAGGCAGCGAUGGGCCUCUAGACCAGGAGGAAGAGGAUGCGGAAGAUGAAGUCAUCCCAGCUGAAGCUCCUCGAUGGGGGAGGCCCCGGAGUCCCGGGGAAUCCGAAGAGGAGGAGUCUGCCGAGGGGGACCACAGGCUGGAGAGCCGCAGUGUCUCUGCUGCCCAUGAGCAUGGGCCUCCAAGCCCAGAGGAGGGGGAGGAGGAGGAGGAGGAGGAAGAUGUGGGCAUGGAGGAGGGAGAGGCCUGGGGGGGUCUGAGGCUCCCAGCCCAGCAGCAGCAGGAGGAGGAGAAAGAGGAGGAAGAGGAGGAGGAGGGAGGCCACAAGAGAAGCCAGGAGGAGGCUGAGCAGGAGGAAGUCUCCAUGGAGCAAGAGGCCUUGAGCUCUGAGGUCCCUGGAGAGGACCAAGAAGCAGAGGCAGCCGAGGUAGAAGCCAGAGAGAGCUUUGAGAAGGUGGCCAGCAGGGCGCCUGGAGAAGAGAGCCUGGAAGAUCGAAGCGAGGAAGAGGAGGAGGAGGAGGAGAGAGCCAGAGGCCAGGACCGGGAUGAGGGCGAGGCAGAGGAGUAUCAGCCAGGCUCCCUGUGCCACUACUGUGACUUCUGCAAGAGAUGUACUGAGUGUGAGUCCUGCCGAUGCGACGAAGAGAACAUGGGCGAGCACUGCGACCACUGCAAGCACUGCCAGUUCUGCUAUCUCUGCCCUCUGCUCUGCGAGACCGUCUGUGCCCCAGGAGGCUAUGUGGACCACUUCUCAUCCAACCUGUUUCAGGCUUUGGCGGAGAUGGUGGAAACCCCGGAGUCGUGAUGAACUUCAGGACAAAUAGCCCCACCCCCACUCCCGGCUCCGCCCACUUAUUUAUUUCGAAUAAACCCGAUCCUCGCAGGGACCCGCGAGGGAUUUCUGGGAUUCUGGGCUGGAAGGACCAUCUGGGUAACCCUCGCCCCAGAGGGCUAGGCUGAACCGUGAGAGGAAGGGGCGAACCCAGGGGUCCCUAGGAAAUAAAUGAGAGGAGGCGGA
Gracilinanus agilis (Agile Gracile Mouse Opossum) is the source of this 1916-nucleotide messenger RNA. RefSeq names its product histidine rich calcium binding protein (gene HRC). The coding region runs from base 159 to 1703 and encodes 514 amino acids. Lineage: Eukaryota; Metazoa; Chordata; Mammalia; Didelphimorphia; Didelphidae. The record is from RefSeq and is a predicted model, not a curated record. Gene Ontology annotation, molecular function: calcium ion binding. The transcript is spliced from 6 exons.